Molecule: messenger RNA, 3449 nt
Organism: Ictalurus furcatus (blue catfish)
Lineage: Eukaryota; Metazoa; Chordata; Actinopteri; Siluriformes; Ictaluridae
Product: interferon-induced GTP-binding protein Mx1-like
Exons: 12
Coding region: 418-2298 (626 amino acids)
Biological process (GO): defense response to virus
Cellular component (GO): nucleus; membrane; microtubule
Molecular function (GO): GTP binding; GTPase activity; microtubule binding
Source: RefSeq, a predicted model, not a curated record
CACAGCCACUAAGUAGCAACAAUACAAAGACUUAAAUACCCUGCAGUGUCUUCGGUAUGUACUCUUUGGUUAAAAAUGUUCUAUGCCUUUUUCUUGAACCCACAAUUUUGAGGUAAAUUCAGCACAGUUAUUGACCCACCUUUGAACUAGGGAUAUCUGAAGAGGUUUUUCUGUAUUGGCUUCGACUCGUCUUGGCCGUAUUUGCAUUUGUACUUGUAUUUGCAUCAGUCUCGCUAAAUAUGGUCUGGAUCUCAGGUGAUCCGUUGGCGCUUUGCAUGACAGGUGAAGUGACCUGGUGCAUCAGUUUCACUUUUCCACGUAACUCAGAGGAAACAGAGCUGCAUAAAAGCGCAGCCUAAAAACGACCUUAAUUAGUUAUUGAUCGACUUACUUUGCCGAGUUUCUCAGCUGUCAGAGAUGAGCGCGAGCCUGAGUGAGCAGUAUGAGGAGAAGGUGCGCCCGUACAUCGACCUGAUCGACUCUCUGCGCCCGCUCGGUGUGGAGAAGGACCUCGCGCUUCCAGCCAUCGCCGUGAUCGGAGACCAGAGCUCGGGGAAGAGCUCGGUGCUGGAGGCGCUGUCCGGAGUCGCUCUGCCCCGCGGGGGAGAAGAUGUCGUGACACGAUGUCCACUUGAGCUCAAGAUGAAGAAGAGCAGACAGAAGGACUUCUGGCAUGGAAAGAUCAAGUACAAGGACAUUGAGAGAGACAUUGCAGAUCCAGCAGAUGUGGAGAGAUGGAUUAGAAAAGCUCAGAAUGAAAUAGCUGGAACCUUGGGCAUGAGCGACGAGCUCAUCAGCCUGGAGGUGACGUCGACCAAUGCUCCCGACCUCACGUUCAUCGAUCUGCCUGGUAUUGUCCGAGUGCCAGUCGAAGGCCAACCGGAGGACAUUGGAGAACAGAUUAAGAGCCUGAUGAAAAAGUUCAUCACAAAACAAGACACCAUCAUCUUGGUGGUGGUGCCGUGUAACGUGGACAUCACCACUACUGAAGCGCUGAAGAUGGCUCAGAAAAUCGAUCUACUCGGUGAAAGAACGAUUGGCAUCCUAACAAAGCCCGACCUGGUGGACAAAGGCAAGGAGGAUGAGGUGGUGUCUGUCAUCAAUAACGACAUCAUUUUCCUCACCAAAGGCUAUACGGUCGUCAGGUGCCAAGGACAGCAGGAGGUCGUGGACCGCAUCUCUCUGUACGAAGCCAUCGAGAAGGAGAAGCACUUCUUUAUAGAACACCCACAUUUCAGGAUGCCGUAUAAAGCAGGAAAAGCCACCAUUCCCAAGCUGGCUGAGAAUCUCACACUCGAACUUGUCCUUCACAUCGAGAAAUCUCUGCCGCAGCUGAAGGAGCAAAUCCAGCUGAUGUUGGCUGAAACUCAGACUGAACUGGAUCGCUACAACUCUGGGCCUCCUACAGAUCCAGAACAAUGGAUGGAGUUCCUGACUGAUAAAAUAACAGCAUUCACUCAGGAUGCCAUCAACAUAACAAUUGGAGAGGAGACGAAGAGCGUGCCACAUGUCAACAUCUACUCCACUCUGAGGAGAGAGUUUAAUGACUGGAAGACGGAUCUAGACAAAAGAGGAAAGACAUUUAACAAGGGCAUUGAGAAGGAAGUGAAGGAGUAUGAAGAAAAAUACAGAGGCAGAGAACUCCCAGGAUUCAUCAACUACAAGACCUUCGAGAUUAUACUGAAGGACCAGAUCAAACAGCUGGAGAAACCUGCCAUCAGGAGAAUGAAGGACAUCUCAGAUUUCAUUAGGAAUGAGUUCAUCCAGCUGGCUCAAUCCAACUUUCCGGACUUCCCGAAUCUCCUCAAAGUGACAAAAACCAAGAUCGAGAACAUAAAUCAGCUGAAGGAGUCCGAGGCUGAAUCGAUGCUGAAGACUCAGUUUAACAUGGAGCUGAUGAUCUAUACUCAGGAUAGUGUCUACACUAACAUCCUGAACAUGCUGAAGCGCAUGGAGGAAGAAGAUGAGAGACAAUCUCAUGGCGUGGCUCGCCCUCCUUGCAAUAGUUUGUACAAUCGCUCAGACACUGAAGCCACCCUGGAGGAUCUGACGCACUACCUCAAGUCUUACUACAGCAUUGCGAGUAACCGUCUGGCUGACCAGGUGCCGCUGGUGAUCAAGUACAAGGUGCUUCAGGAGUCGGCGGCGCAGCUGCAGAGAGAAAUGCUACAGCUCAUGCAGAAUUAUAACAUUAAUGAUCUGUUGGAAGAAGAUCAUUUCAUCAACAUCAAACGCAACAACCUAAAAAGCCGCCAGAAACGUCUGGCGGAGGCCCUCGUCAAACUGGUCUUGUUUUAAAUUUCAAAUUUAUAGUCAAUUAUGGUUUACGGAAAAAUGUAUAACUUUUGAAAACUUUAGGAAACGCAGGUAGUAAUGAUAAUAAUAAUUGAUAUAUUUACUUUUAGAUGAUUAGUUCAUAUAGCUACUUAAAAGCUUUGCAUUUUUUGUUUGUUGCACAAUAUUUAAAGAAACGUAAUUGAAAUAUCUGUUAAUGCGAUUUCUUACUUUGCUGUGUUGAGUCUGUGACAAAAUUAUCCUAGAUGUACUUUUUUUUUGUUUUGGGACUGUUUUCUGCUUCUUAUACUUGCUGGGAGAAUGAUUUUAUUAUUUCUUUUUCACUUGGAUUGAUAAUGAUUAAUUAGGAAUAAACUUUCAUAAAAUCUAGUUUGGACGUCAUUGGAAGUUUGACUUGUUUUUCUGUCUUAAUCCCACAUACAUUAUGCUGGUGAUAUAUUAAACAUACCAUGUCAGGAUUGUGUAUGUGGAGUUUGAAUGUUCUCCCCGUGCUUCGAGAGUUUCCUCCGGGUACUACAGCGUCCUCCUCCAGUCCAAAGACAUGCACUGUAGGCUGAUUGCCAUCUCUAAAAUAUGUGUCCAUAGUAUGUGAAUGUGUGUUGGAACCCCAUCAAAGGUGUCCCCUGCCUUGUGCCCAAAGUCCCCUGGGAUAUACUCCAGGCUCCCUGCAACCCCAUCUUUGGUCUACUUGGUGUCAUAUUAUGUCACAAUAAAACUCGACAGAAGUGACAAUGAAGCAUGAUGAGAGAUCAAACAUUACAGUAAAGUAAAUGUUGCCUGAACAUGAAAAAGUCACAGCUUAAACCAUUGUCUGUGUGUCUCUGUGUGUGUGUGUGUGUGUGUGUGUGUGUGUGUGUGUGUGUGUGUCAUCACAUUCUACAUAUUUUCCAUCUCAUUCACAAUAUUAUUAAGGGGAAAAAAUCGUCCAUUGCACCUUUAACAUACGACUGACAAUGUAAAAAUAAAUAAAUAAAUAAAAACCUACACAUUGUAUGCUAUAAAACUUCUCAUGUGUGGCAUUUUCCCAGCAUUAUGUAGCAUGUUUUAUCAGUGAGUACUUUGUUGCUUUACAAAGUAAUUUUGUACACUCUCACCACUUUUAACCAAAUAUUACCCAAAUAUAAUCUGUAAGUGUGCAAAAACCAUCGCCUAGC